UUUACAUUCUAAAGCAGGCCUCUGAAAAAAGCUCAUAAAAAUAAAAGAAACAAACAUUUCAGAAAAAAAUGCUUUUACAUCAGAACUGACAUGUUGAAGAAAUUCGAUGAUGUACAGAACUGAGAACAGAAGUAUGAAGUUUGAAGUAGAGUCUUAUUUCUUCUUUCUAUCAUACCUAGAACAAGUAUUCAGGAUUUUUUAAAUUGUGUCAGUGACAGAUCAGUAAAAUAUUUAGAUAAUAUAUGGUAAGUUUUGUAAGUUUAGACAUUUCAUCCAGUAAAAUAUGCACACACACGCCUACACGUGCACACACAGAAUAAUGAGGGCUGCUAGUUUGUACGUGUGCACAUGCACACCAAUGAACCCUUAGACUGAUGCCAUCCAAACUAUAUAAAGAAUAGAAUGUCAGUAUUAGUGUUAUUUUAAUCUGUCAAAUAUCCUGUAGACUUGGCAUUAAAACAAGGGAAAACAUAAUAUUCACACACAAUAAUAGCAAGCUGACUGAGUUGAAUUGGAUGUCUUUAGCACAUUUUAACCUUCCUGAAUAAGGUACAGGUGUAUAAAAAAGCUAGCCAAAAACAACAACAAAAACAAUACAAACAAAAAUAAUUUUAGCUGAUGUGGUGAUCCUGAAUUCAAGGUUAGUGCUUCUAUUUUACCUCUUGAAAAUGUUUACAUUUUCAUGUAAAAGUCUAUUAUUUGUAUAGAUAUUUAGUGGAAUUCUUCUUUUCCCUUUACAGGCUUGAAAAGAUGAAUAUAUCCAUUGCUAAUAUGACAGGAGUUCCAGAUUAUCGGGAUUCCUUCACCAAGGCUGUGAUUAAGAAUGUUAUUGUUGUGGUUCUUAGCAUUUCCAUCAACUACAUCAAUGCAGGACUCAUUCAUACUUUCUGCGGAAAUCAGAUCUUCAACACAAAUCCCCGGUACAUCCUGUUUGUUCACUUGGUGAUCAAUGACAUGAUCCAAGUAACGCUGACUGUUGCACUUUUCAUCAUUAGCUACAUCCUCUACAAGAUCCAUGUAUUUGUCUGUUGCAUCUUAAUACUGACUGCCCUCUUCACCACUGAAAACACCCCACUGAACCUGGCCUGCAUGGCAGUGGAGUGCUACAUUGCCAUCUGCAUCCCCCUCCGCCACGCUCAGAUCUGCACGAUCAAGAGAACAAGGGUGCUGAUUUCUUUAAUCUGGAUCACCAGCUUGGUGUCUGUUCUCCCUGAUCUCUUCAUUACCUUGGCCACGGAGCCACUGGAUUAUUUUAAUACACAAGUGUUUUGCCUAAGGGAAACUGCUUUUCGAAGUCCCAGAAUCAUAGAGCGGAGAAAUAUUACCUAUAUUGUAUAUCUGGUUCUCGUUUGGUGCAUUAUUUUUUUCAUUUAUUUCCGCAUACUAUUUACGGCAAGAAUAGCAAAUAGACAUGCUAAAAAGGCGAGGAACACAGUCCUCCUUCAUGGACUUCAGCUUCUUUUGUGUAUGGCAACAUAUGCAGAACACCUGGUGAAACAGGCUGUGUUGCAAUGGCUUCCUAAGUAUUACUCAGAUUCUCUGUUUGUUUGUUAUAUAAUUUUCCAAAUACUACCAAGAUCUAUUAGUUCACUUAUCUAUGGCAUAAGGGACAAAACCUUCAGGAAACACCUAAAAAGGUAUUUAUUAUGUAAGGUGAACCCACAGUGAUAUUAAUAGAGUAUAUACUGUAUAUCUCUCUCCAGUUUUUUCAGUCUUUUCAUGUGACCUGUAUUAAUCUC
Messenger RNA from Xiphophorus maculatus (southern platyfish), 1739 nucleotides. RefSeq names its product adenosine receptor A2b-like. The transcript is spliced from 2 exons. Gene Ontology annotation, biological process: G protein-coupled receptor signaling pathway. Gene Ontology annotation, molecular function: G protein-coupled receptor activity. Lineage: Eukaryota; Metazoa; Chordata; Actinopteri; Cyprinodontiformes; Poeciliidae. The record is from RefSeq and is a predicted model, not a curated record. Bases 751 to 1668 code for a protein of 305 amino acids. Gene Ontology annotation, cellular component: membrane.